This is a messenger RNA of Penicillium odoratum, 1671 nucleotides long. RefSeq lists its product as uncharacterized. NCBI's taxonomy places the organism in Eukaryota, Fungi, Ascomycota, Eurotiomycetes, Eurotiales, Aspergillaceae. The record is from RefSeq and is a predicted model, not a curated record. Bases 1 to 1671 code for a protein of 556 amino acids. The transcript is spliced from 6 exons.
AUGCAGAAUACCGAACUUCCGCACUGGAAACCCAUCGUCCUAGAAAAGCGCGCUGCCCAAAGUGCCUUAAUACCCAAAGACUGGCUUCUUCCUGACUCAAUCUUAUCAGAUCCACCUCUAUCAACACUCGAUGCUAUCCGUUCAAGUGGCAUCCUUUCACCAGAAGAGCUCGCAUGGACCGAUACAACUGAUAUCACCGACCUAGUUUACGCUAUUACAACCAGUCGUGUGACGAGUCUACAACUUACAACGGCGUUCUGCAAACGCGCUGCGAUCGCGCAGCAGCUGACAAGAUGUCUAACAGAGAUUUGUUUUGAUAAAGCUCUGAAGCGGGCUCGGGAAUUGGACGAUCAUCUUUUGCGUACGGGGGAGGUUGUUGGGCCUUUGCAUGGAAUCCCGGUGUCGAUUAAAGAUCGAUUUGAGAUCGAGGGACUCGAUACUACUGUCGGUUGGGUUGGCCUCAUUGGUAAACCGGCAAAAUCCUCCUGCGAAAUCGUACAGCUCCUCGAAUCGAUGGGGGCAAUCAUGUACGUUAAGACGAAUAUUCCUCAAUCUCUUAUGAUGGCCGAUUCCUACAACAAUGUGUUCGGUCAAUCGACCAACGCGUUCAACUACAACCUGAUCUCCGGCGGCAGUUCCGGUGGUGAAGGAGCUCUCGUUGGUUGCGGAGGAAGUAUCCUUGGAAUUGGCACAGAUAUCGGUGGCUCCAUUCGAGUGCCUUCUGCACUCCAAGGCCUUUAUUCCAUCUUCCCAACAACGGGGCGAGUACCAUGGGAUUGCUCAUUCCGCCACCAGCAUUACCUUGUCCCGCCCGUGGCAGGCCCAAUGGCGUCUUCUCUCGCAACAACGGAGUAUUUCAUGCAGAGCCUAUUAGCCUCGAAUCCAUGGAAUAUUGACCCAUCAGCUAUUCCCAUUCCCUGGCGAACGGAACUUGCGACUCCGCCCACAGACGGGAAAAUGAGAAUUGGCAUCGUUCUUGACGAUGGUGUUGUGAAACCGCAACCGCCUGUUACACGGGCAAUGAACGAGACUAUUCAGGCCUUACGUGCAGCGGGACAUGAAGUGAUUGAAUGGGACACAUCCCUCCACGCACCAGCAACAGAAAUGUGGACUAAAGCCAUCCUCGGCGAAGGUGGCGUCCAUUGCCGGAAUCUGUGCAAGAUAAUCAACGAGCCUCUUAUAGAGGGUAUGCUCGUCGGUACAGAGAAGGAUAUGCUAAGUAUUGACGAGCGCGAGAUAGUCGAACAAGAGAAAUACGCUCUUUCAACCGCCAUGCUAAAACAAUGGCUGGAAACUGGUAUCGAUGCCCUUCUUAUGCCUGUUAUUCCGUGGGUUGGAUACAAGCCUAAGACGUGGGUGAAGAGCAAGCAGUGGGUUGGAUAUACUGGGAUGUGGAAUUUGCUGAAUUAUGCUUCUGUUACGGUGCCUGUUGCUAAGGCGGAUCGGGAACUUGAUGCUGUGGGUGGAGUGAAGAAUGUCGAGUGGGAGGGUCAUAAGGUGAGGAAUGAGUCUGAUGCGUUCAAUUACGAGCAAUAUGAUAUUGAGCUUGUACAUGGGAUGCCUAUCUGUGUGCAGAUUGUUGGUGGGAGAUUCGGAGAGGAGAAGGCAAUUGCUGCAGCGAAGGUGGUGGAUCAGUUGAUGAACUCGACUCCAUUCCAUCCGUUUAAUUGA